AUGGCAUCUUCAACUCUUCCCCUAGUAUUCAUAGUGAGAGGACAAGAUCCAAAACUUCUUGUUCCAUCAAAGCCCACACCACACGAACUCAAACAACUCUCAGACAUAGAUGACCAAGAAGGUCUUCGUUUUCAAGUUCCAGUGAUCAUGUUUUACAAAAACAACCCUUCAAUGGAAGGGAAAGACCCUGCGAGUGUGAUUAGAGAAGCACAAGCCAAAGCACUUGAGUUUUACUACCCAUUUGUAGGGAGGCUCGUUGAAGGACCUAAUCGGAAACUCUCAGUGGAUUGCACAGCCGAAGGGGUUCUGUUCAUAGAGGCAGUUGCAAAUGUGGAGCUCGACUGGCUCGGCGACAUGGUACCACCAAUUUGGCAGAGGCACCUCCUCUCUGCUAGACAUCCUCCCUCCAUUACAUGCCCACACCACGAAUACGACCAAGCACUAGCCAGAGCCGCCACCACCACCACCACGAUGACCGCUCUUUCUUCUUUGGUCCCAAAGAAAUCAGAGCCAUUCGCAACCAUCUUCCCCACCACCACCACAGCAUAA
This is a messenger RNA of Camellia sinensis, 549 nucleotides long. Lineage: Eukaryota; Viridiplantae; Streptophyta; Magnoliopsida; Ericales; Theaceae. The record is from RefSeq and is a predicted model, not a curated record.